AUGUUAAAAAGAGUUUUAUGCAUAAUGGAUAUACAUUCAGACACUGAAGAAGAGCCCCCGAAGGAAGCGGCUAUGGUGGGCACGUUGACACCGACGGCGAGUCACGAUGGGGCGACUGUCGUCACUUCAAUGGCGACGGACGCGUCAUCAAUACCGACAGCAUCUCGCGUUGGUCGAAUUGCGGUAGACGCAUUGAUGAUGCCGCAAAUAAGGAGCGGCAAAUAG
Molecule: messenger RNA, 225 nt
Organism: Parnassius apollo (apollo)
Lineage: Eukaryota; Metazoa; Arthropoda; Insecta; Lepidoptera; Papilionidae
Source: the annotation of a GenBank genome assembly